Messenger RNA from Paramormyrops kingsleyae, 2721 nucleotides. It is a transcript of the gene agt, whose product is annotated as angiotensinogen. Gene Ontology annotation, molecular function: serine-type endopeptidase inhibitor activity. The record is from RefSeq and is a predicted model, not a curated record. Gene Ontology annotation, biological process: regulation of apoptotic process; regulation of systemic arterial blood pressure by renin-angiotensin. Lineage: Eukaryota; Metazoa; Chordata; Actinopteri; Osteoglossiformes; Mormyridae.
UAUUUCACUUGGUUAUUCAUCACUUGAUCCUUCAUUAGUUCCUCAGUACUUCAUUAGUUCCUUCAGUAGUUCACAAAGAUUUACAGAAUUAACAGAUAUAGUAACUAGAGGUCACAUUUUAUGGCAAUCGGUCGAUUAAUCAGUCCUCACGGCUGAUAUUGUGCUGGCUGCGCGUGGCUCACGGCGCACGUGUGCCACAAGCUCACUCCAUCAGUCAGUGCUGUAAUGUAGUUUAUCAGCACCAACAGUAGUGAACCUGCACCCCAGCCAGAUGUGAGAACCGUGGGAAGGCAGCUGUGUCCAUUUGACGUCGGUACUGUUGAGCCAUGUAGUGCUCAAAUUUGACCACAUUCAAAAUCGUUAAAACAGAAAUGUUGAUGGCAUGCUUGUAUCUUACAUAUAAAAAAGAAUAUAUUUUUUUAAUGAGAGAUGUCAUAAAAUACUAUUUCUAUUUGCUUUCAAACUAAGGAACAGUUGUACUAGUUAGUAAUUGAUUAACAAGUAAAAUAAAUGGUUAAGGUUUUGUAGUUAGUUCACCACGCAGAAACAUCGGCAGAAGUCGUAUCCAGUAAGGGAAGUGGGGAGUACUGGCCCCUGACUCAUCCCUUGCCCGGUUCACCCUAAAGCAUCGCUAGGUGAUUCAGUGGCCCAGUUAAUAUGUAACAGCAGGGGAAACGCGCAAUGCCGUCCACGCGCUAAAAGCCGAUCCGCUCGCGAACUGGCCGCAGUAUCCGUGAAGGCUUCAGGAGGACCGUCACCCCGAAGUGAACCACAGAGACAUAAAAUGCCCCGAGUUCUCGGCCUUCUCCUGAUGCUGGUGGCUGUGGUCCAGACAGCGGCAAACCGCGUCUAUGUCCACCCCUUCAAUCUCUUCGCCUACAACAACUUCACUUGUGAAAUUGCCCAGGCUCAAGCCCACAAACCCCCUGAGAUGUUAAAACCGUCCCUCAUGGACCCCCAGGGAUCCAUCGAGCCCGACGGCACGACCCCGCAGGAGGAGAGCGAAACGGAUCAGGCCAUCAAUCAAAAGGCGGCUGUACUUGGCGAGCUGCUGAACUCUCUGGGGCUGCGGCUCUAUGGAACCCUGAGGCAGGGGAAGGCGGCCAACACCCUGUUCAGCCCAGGCAAUGCAUUUGGGAUCCUCAGCACCUUCUAUCUGGGUGCCUCCAAUGUAACAGCUGACAGCCUCCAAAGGCUGCUGGGCCUGAGCGCUGACACCGAGAAGGUCUGCCUGCCGCUGUUUGAUGGCCACAAGGUCCUCCGGACACUCCGACACAUCAGCAGCCAGCUCAACGAGAGCGCCGGCGACGAGCUCAGGACCCACACGUGGACCUUCGUGGGCAGAGAGGGGGACCUGUCACGCGAGUUCGUGCGGGGCACGCAAGACUACUCAGACGCCUCCUUCGUACGUUCGGUAGACUUCGACCAGGCUGGGGGCGCUGAGACCCAGGUCAACUCCUUCAUCCAGAGGACGUCGGCCAGCAAGGUCGAGCAGCUGUUUGACGACAUCAGCCCAUCCACAAACCUCCUGUUUGCCAGCUCCAUCCAUUUCAAGGGGCGGUGGAGGACAGCGUUCCGGCCAGAGGCAACAUCCCUGCAAAACUUCUGGGUCGAUGACAAGACCAGUGUUCCUGUCCCUCUUAUGAGCCGUGUGGGAAACUUCAUGUAUGUGGACGACAAAGCCACAAAGAGCACAGUGGUCAAGAUGCCCUUGAAGAAAAAGGUCUACAUCCUGACAGCUCUUCCGCACAAGGGGACCAGCCUGGACCACGUGGAAGAUCAGCUCUCCACCAAGCUUCUCUCAAGCUGGCAGCAGCAAUUUAAGGAAGGGUUGCUCGAAGUGUCCCUGCCCAAGUUCUCACUGAACAGCACAAGUGACCUCAAGGGCAUCCUGUCUGACAUGAAGCUCUCAUACCUGCUGGAUGAAGGUGCUGACUUCAGUAGGCUCAGCACCAAGGAGGACUUCAGGCUGGACCAGGUGCUGAGCCACGUGGGCUUCCAGGUGUCCGAGGAAGGCGAGGAGGACCCUGUCGGUCCCGUGGUCGAUAUGGUGCCCCUGAAGUUCGUGGUCAACAGGCCCUUCUUCUUCGCAGUGGUGGAGGAGAACUCGAAUGCCAUCCUUCUGCUUGGGAGAAUAACCAACCCCAGCCUCUAAGGAUUUGGGAAAACCUUCUGUUCUGACUGCAACUAUGUCUACUGAAGGACUUCACUAAAAGUUAGCUGGGUUCCCACAUGCAUGAGAGCCAAUCUUUCUUUUGAAUUUGUGUGUAACGAGAUUAAAAGUGUGUUUCCCUGAGGCCUUGUGCAUUCAUCUAGGGCACUCUACGGAUUGUUUGCGACCGUUAGAAACGUCAGGUUUGAUUUCGGGCCAUUAAUUCCCUCGUGAACUGUAAGAGUGGAUCACCCUUCCAGUGCAGCAGCAGUUUCUGACCUGUUUUCCUCUUCUGAUCAUGGUAAGAAGUAAGCAAAGCAGAUAAUUAUUCAACCAAAUCACAAAAUCCUACCCAACCAGUGAUUUCAGUUGCAUUGCUUAUUCUGUAAGCAUCUGACAUAUCAGGACACACAGCUGGAGUGUAUCAAGCAGGGAAAUAGCAUUCUUCAAAAGUAUUAAAGGAGACAUAUUUGCUGAAUUAGUAUUUUUGUAUUGUGCAGUUUAUUUUUGAUGUCAAGAAUUAUGUUAUAAUAAAGUCGGAAUAAGAUGUAUUCCUAAGCAAAACAAAA